GGGACAUUAAAUGAAAAUCUUUCGACGCCGCAUUAACCGGCUUCACGAGCCGAGCACUAGAAAUCGUAAGAAACUUGAACAGGCGAUUUAGAAUUUAUCGUCCGGCAUAUUCGUAUUCGAGUAUUCCAUUGGCCGGAGAUAGUGGGAAAGCAGUGCCGCAUUUUCAGAGAGCAUCGAACCAAGCGUCAAAUAUCUGUGACGAGCUCUACUUUCGACAGAAUAAACUUUAUUGAAAUUGGUAUGAUACUAAUGUAUCUUCUGAAUAACGUUCGUUAUAUGCCAUGGUAUUCCUGUGUUAUGUAAUUGUAACAUAGGGCGUUGGUGGGUAGUGUAGAAGUUAGUACGCAUUGGGCACUAAAAUGGAUUCAAACGUGGUCCUGUUUCACCCCAGCAUGCCGACGGGUUCUAAACGCGUUCAAGCACGGCGGAAACGGCCAAAGCCGGCAACGCCGCGAGCUGAUUUACCGACGCAAGCGUCGUGGCGCCGACGCGGACCGGCUCGGACACGUCCCGGACCGUGCGGAGGGGCAUCGGGGAUUCGCCGGUCCGUCCGGUCCGAGCUUAGCCAAGAUGGCCGCCGGUUCUCGAUGCGUACGGAACCAGUUCCGUAGGGAACCGGUUUGGAACUAGUUCUCUUCGAUUUUUCGGCCCCCCGCGAGCAAGCGGUGGCCGCGAUCGGCACUCAUCGGGCGUCGCUCGCGACGGAACCAGGCCCCGUGUAACGUCGGCCACUGCAAAUGGCGGAGAACAAGAAGGUGAAUGGAGCUACACUAGAAACCCAGAUGGAGAUCAAAGUGGAGCCAGCCAUGCAAUGUUACAUCGAAGAUGAUAAUGAAAAUGGGUUCCCUGGCUUUGAGAAUACUAAUACCAUACCUUCAAGUGCAGAUGUCGGAGCACUCAAUUUAUGGACGAGUAAAGCUACGACGUGCCUUAUUACGCAGUACAAAAAAUAUCGCUCAAUGGUAGGGCAGUCCACGCAGAUUCGGAGCCUGCGUGAGAUGUUUGAGAUGAUUUCCUUAGAGAUGCAGAAAUUCGGAUUUUACUUCAGCCCUCAAAAGUGCGAGAAUAAGUGGAGAGUUUUGGAGCGUAAGUAUAAGAACCUUGUAUUUAGAGAGAGAUUAAAAAAGCCGGGCAGAAUGCGACAUUAUGGACAUUGGGAGCACAAGAGAGCACUGGAUGAAAUAUUUAAUGAAAAAAAGAGACAUAUGUACUUGGAUGAAAGUGAUUUUCCACCUCCCAGUGGCUCUGCCAAAUUUGCCAUCAUUUUGCCAAAACCAUCGGAUGAACAAAGUAAUAACACGGCAUCGAAUAGAGGGAAUGACGAUCCUUUGGCUUGUUUAGCAACUGAUGUUUCUGCAGGCAGGAAAUUAGAUGAAGUGCAAGAUCAUAAAGGGCCCUUGACGAUACUAUUUGAAAAGUUUCUCGAAGAGAUGACAAAAAAUUUUGCUCUUGCUGAACGGAACAAAGAAAGAAGGCAUAAAGAGGAAAUGUCGAUGCGCCAAAGCGAACUAGAAGUACAAAAAAAGCUUUUAAAGUUAAAAGAGCAGAAAAUGGAGCUCCAAAAAUGCCAAAUUGUUGCUUCAGCCCAGCAUUUGCACUUAAACAUGCAGUGAUUACAUCUGAACUAUUUGUGAUGAAUUGGUUUUAUGCCAUGCCUAGACGGUUCACCUUCUAUGGUUAGCACGUGUUUGCAGUCACGAUUAGUAUAGAUUAUAUUUCUUCGUAAACAGAAGUACCAAUAUUUAAAUGAAUGUGUAUAUUAUUUUUAAAAAAACUUUAAUAAAUCGGUUUUGUACUAA
Molecule: messenger RNA, 1799 nt
Organism: Orussus abietinus
Lineage: Eukaryota; Metazoa; Arthropoda; Insecta; Hymenoptera; Orussidae
Exons: 2
Coding region: 738-1613 (291 amino acids)
Source: RefSeq, a predicted model, not a curated record